This is a messenger RNA of Esox lucius (northern pike), 4810 nucleotides long. RefSeq names its product dual specificity phosphatase 3a (gene dusp3a). Bases 400 to 1047 code for a protein of 215 amino acids. Gene Ontology annotation, biological process: negative regulation of MAPK cascade; protein dephosphorylation. The record is from RefSeq and is a predicted model, not a curated record. The transcript is spliced from 3 exons. NCBI's taxonomy places the organism in Eukaryota, Metazoa, Chordata, Actinopteri, Esociformes, Esocidae. Gene Ontology annotation, cellular component: cytoplasm. Gene Ontology annotation, molecular function: MAP kinase phosphatase activity; protein tyrosine/serine/threonine phosphatase activity.
ACCAGAAUUUUCCAGCAAUUUCUCGGGGGUUAUCGCUUCGCAGCUUCAACAGUAUAGGAUAUCUGUAAUGCCAUUCGAAGAGAAAACAACCGUAAUUGAGCAGUCUCUUUAAUGGCGCCCUCUCUGCCUUGUUUAUCGGGUUGCCACCCUUGCGCGCGUGUCGCUGUCGUCAAAACCAAUUCGUAUCUGGAGUGUCUGGCCACCAGUGGGCGAGUUGGGGUGUGUCUGCGACCAAAGAGCGUGCGUUUCAGCCAAGGUAUAUAGGCUACACACAACACGACUCAAGUAAAAAAAAAAAAAAAUGCUGCAAAAUCAGAAAUUGACACGACUCGGAUUCUGGAAGUAAUCUGACACGUGUUUGUUCGCUAAUUCCGAGACCGAGAUAGACUGUUUGGAACCAUGAAGAAAUCGAGCCCGGCAAAGCAACUACCACCACCAGCUGAAGUCACCGUACCAGACAACGAGGUUACUGUGCAACAACUGAACGAGCUUUUGGCAAACAGCAGUGGGUUUUACAGUUUACCAACACAGCAUUUCAACGAGGUUUUUCCCAGAAUUUACGUUGGUAACGCGUUCGUGGGCCAGAAUUUAAUGCGUUUACAGAAACUGGGCGUGACCCACAUCCUGAACGCGGCGGAGGGCAACUCGUUCAUGCACGUCAACACCAACGCAGAGUUCUACGCCGGCUCGGGAAUCGCCUACCACGGCAUCCAGGCCAACGACAAACCACAGUUCAAUAUCAGCAACUACUUUGAGGAGGCGGCAGACUUCAUCGACAAGGCUCUGGCCCACAACAAUGGCAAAGGGAAGGUGUAUGUCCACUGCAGGGAGGGCUACAGCCGCUCGCCCACCAUCGUCAUCGCCUACCUCAUGAUGCGCCACAAGCUGGAUGCCCGGGUGGCGGUCGCCACAGUCCGGAUGAAGAGGGAGAUCGGCCCCAACGAUGGCUUUCUGCGCCAGCUGUGCCAGCUCAACGAGAAGCUGGCGAAAGAGGGCAAGUUGAAAGGGGUGAUGCCAGUCAUGGCAGCCAAGUUGAAGGCCAAGUAGGGGGAGAGAGAGAGGAGGCCCAAACCUUCUAGGGGUCUCCUGAGAGCCAACCCGAAUCGGUCCACCCUGAUCAGCACACGUCACCAACUCACACUCUACAACGUGACACACAGUUCACACAUGGUGGAGAUCACAAAAACACACACACACACACACACACGUAAAUACACAACAUGUAACAUGCACGCAUACAUACGUGCUCACCGUCACAAUCUAUUGGUCAGUCUUCUCACCUCUCACACACGCUCCGGCGUGAUGGACAUCCUGCUCCACCUCAGUCCACCUGCUGCUGUAACGGGGCGUUGGGUUAGACCGGGGCAGGGAUGGUGCCCUCUAACAGCCCCCUGUGUUCUACAGGGUGUCAGGUUAGACCAGAAGGGAUGGUACCCUCUGUCACCCAUCAUCUCCCUCCGUUUCAGAAACAAACAUCUCAGCGCCCCCAGAGUUCCUACCUGACCAGUGAAGCAUUCCUUUUCGACCCACAUUGGUUCAGGACACUGGACAGCUCUCCCCUGUUCCGCUUUAGGACGACUGAUUUCAGAUCUAUUGGAGGAAUAAUAGAUUAGCACAGUCAUUCCAUAGUAUCCCACUGCCGGGACUGUCGGACACCAAAUGUCAGUCCAAAGGUUUUUCAAACGGGUUCAUUCUGGUUUAGAUUGGCACAUAAUCAGGAACAGCGAAGCACCGUGACAUCACACCAGGAAGUGACAUUCUAGUAUUUACUGGACUGUGGGGCUACUCUGAUAUCAACAAAACAUUCCACAGAGAGCGGAAAGGUGGUUCCCCCGCAAUGUCGUACAAUAUUCCACCACACGCACGGACACGCACGCACGCACACAAACUUAACAAUCAAAACUUGUCAAGCCAACUAUGUCACUUUUAUUGCCACAACUCUCACGCCAGUUUAGCUGCCGACUGCAUUUACAGGGAUGGAACGACUUUACAAAGGAAGACUGUUUCCAUGCCGGAUGACUACCCACUGCCAGUUCCAUAGUGCACAACCGUCAUUGUCCCCAUGGCAUAGACAACGUUCCACUGUCAGUCCAUUUCAUUUGCAGCAAUUCCAAUAGGCCCUUAAAUGUCCACUGCCUCGUUACAAUGUGUGUGCCACUUUUGAUCUAACAUAUUAUACGAAAGAAGUGAAAAGCCAAGGCCUUUCUAGUUGUCUCUAUUAGUACAUUGCCAUAUAUGUCUCAAUGCCCUACCAUUCCAUUUAAGUAUAUUUGACAAGGCCCUGAAAUGUCAGUCCGCUGUUAUGUAAUACACACUUAGUUACACACCAGCUGAAAUCCCAGUUGAGAUCUACACAUUUGAACGGACACCACAGUUAAAGAUCCACGGACAGGUUCACUGAACAUCUUAGCCCUAGGUCGAUUUCUUCCUCAGAUGGUACUGUUGCGUCCACUUUGUGUUUGGCUUUUUGGUUGGACUUGAUGUUAAAUCGAGACGGACCGACAGACCCUGGCUCCCGCGCCCACAUGGCUGGGCACUGUGUCCUAAUGACCAGCAUCAUGCCGCUCUGGACACCAUGCACUGAAAGAGGGGUCUGGCACAGGCACACUGGUAGUCCCCCCCGGUUCCUCCCGUGUGUCAAACCAGAUAGUGCUCAGUCGGUCAUCACCGAGGCCCCAGGGCUCAUUGGUGCAGCCAUGGAUAGAAUGAACAAGUGAGGAGAAAACAAGUCAAGCAAAACUAUGUAAUCCUUUUCAGUGCGUCUAUACCCACACUAAUAUUGUACAUGUAUAUACAUAUUUAAGCGGUGACAUAUAUGAAUGUAGAGCAAUGUGUCUAUAAUGUGUAGGUAUAUCGUUAGUAUAUGCAAGUCCUUAUAUGGUAUAUCAUUCCUGUAGCUAGAAUCACUUUUCUUUUUUUUUUCUUCUUUUUUUACUCACAGUUCAUCACAUUAGUCCAUCUAACUCUUCUUUACACUGCUCACAUCACACCUUGCAUCUUACGAACUGCACAAAUGUGUUCUGCCCUCCUAAAUAGAAUGCAGACAUGCACAUAAUCAAUGGGCUGGAGACCAGAAUUGAUAAAACCCAACAAACUAACUAGCUACUGAGAUCCUCUGUGCCGUGAACACAUAUUUCACACCAAGAUGGUGUGAUCCAAACAACCUUCAGUAGCUGUUUAGACCGUUAACUAAAGGCUUAUUUGACUCUUGUUCUAAUAGGCUUGUUUCUCACGUGUCCAUGGGCUUUUCACUACUAACUUGCAAGAAGCAACAAAGACACUGUUUUAAUUAGGUUCAAAUUAGAUCCUUAAAAAAAUAUUCAAACCUUAUUCAAUGAAAUGUUUAUGGUUAUUUAACCUGUCUGAUUUUAUUUACUAGAAAACGGUCUGAGAUGAGGGUUCUUGUUUGCAGCUUUAACUGCCUGCCGCUGUUUACAAAUUGUCCUUUGUUAUAUCUUGGUUUACCACCAAUAGGUUGAUUGGGCAUGGAACUCAUCGAGCCAGCUCCAUAGAUCUGCAUGGAACAACUGUUUGGUAGUGUUGAGGGAAAGGAAAACAGUGCCCCCUGCUGUUUCAAAUUAUUUUAGUAGUUGUAUAAUUUAUUUUAAUACAUGCACAUGUACAGCAGCUUCAGAUCAGGUUGCCUAUUGGUAAGUCAGUGUUCUGAGGAAAUGAAUGAAAUACAUGCCAUUAAGCAUAAACUUUAUUUGCCAAUUAUGGUCUUGAACUCUGCUGUGACUUAUUGUAAAACAUUGUCUAUUCUGAAAGUGUGCCAUGAUGUCAUUUAUAAACUGUAUAUUCACUCUUGAAUAUAAUAUACUAUUGAAUUAUCAAUGUAUUGAUGUCAGAACUUCAUCUCUGUGCUUAUGGUUUUGAUAUGUGAUGUAUCGUCAAGAAUGUAAAAUGUGAAAUUACUGUAUGUGGCUAUAUGAGGGAUAUGAAUGUUACAGUAACUGAACACCGGCUUUUGUGAGUCACUGCGUUUUACCAUCACAAACCUUAAUUAAUCCUCCCUAUAGUAAUGUAAUAUCCUUGUGUUACUGUAUGUGGUUUGUAAAAAAAAAAAAAAAAAAAAAAAAAAAAGGAAUGUUUUGUUUGUGCUUUUGAAUGAUCCCAAUUUGUUUUUUUCCCCCCUCCAUAUUUUUAUUAUUUUGCUGUACUAAUAAAUGCUGCUCUUUUUAAUAUGCUUCUAAACAAUGAAAACCAUUCCCACCACCUUCCCUACGCCUCCAUUCACCUUUACCCAGUGUCCUCCAUGAAUCUAUCCAAUUCACCUUUCGUUUCAGAUAUCACUGACCUUCAACAUAAAGGUCAACUGUUUUCCUACUUCACGGUGGUGACACCCCCACCCCACAAUCCUUUCCUUAUAGGCAUUAUGGAGUAGCAGAAGAUUUAGCACAAAUGACUCCAUAACCCAGCCACCCACCCACGUUCUAACAAUGUUGCAUUUGUGUCCUACUGUUUCACUGAGGAUCACCACAAUUGGUGUUUGGUUUUCUAGGUUUUGUGUUGUGUUUUCAUGCUAGCUUUAGCGGUCACUGCCUGGAGGAAGAGGAAACGUACAGCAUGACAGGAAAUGCAUCACAACAGUAAUGACACAGAAUCCCACCCUGAAGCCUUACACUGAACAUGGGUUCUAUCUAGACAUUUUUUAUUUGUGUACUUCACACAGUAUGAAAGGACAGCUCUCAUGCAGACGGACAUGGCACUGUUUGUCGAAGUGCACUUGAUUUUAAAUUGCAAUGUUAUUUUUCUUACCUUUAUGAGUCAUUUCUAUCUUACGUUAAACAAUAAAUGGAUAAGAACUUUG